This is a messenger RNA of Physella acuta, 1145 nucleotides long. RefSeq names its product transmembrane protein 45B-like. The record is from RefSeq and is a predicted model, not a curated record. NCBI's taxonomy places the organism in Eukaryota, Metazoa, Mollusca, Gastropoda, Physidae.
GAUCUCCAGUCAUUAUUGAUUGGCUACUGUUGGUAUGUGCGUAGAUCAACUUGUGCUACAACUUCCUAUUGGCGCAGUGGGCGCGACAUUUAUACAGUCAGGAUUUCCUACCGCUAGGACUAUUCUGUAAUAAACAUGUAAACACGGGCAGGUCUCAAAUUUCCGAAUCGAAAUCUGCACUUAGGGAGGACACAGGACACAAUCCGCACCCCCCGGGACACACGAUCCGCACCCCGGGAGAACACAAUCCGCACCCCCCGGGACACACGAUGGGUGACUUGAAAGGUCACGCCAUACCGGGCAGCUUCUUCUUGCUGUACGGGCUGUGGUGUGCUGUCGGCUGUCUCAGGAAGUACUUUAUCAGCAGACGGCAAGGACAGGCCUACGUCACGACGGCGACUCACAAGCUGUCUUGCUGUCCGGGUAAGGUCAGCCGUCUGCCCGUAGAGCCGACAGUCAAAGUGCUGCUGUCCGCAGGGGGCUUGAUGGGGGAGCUUCUGGCACAUCUGCCCGUCCCACCCAUGGGCAUAGUGCAGCACGCGACCAUGUAUCUGUUCUUCUUGCUGUCCGGGGUGACUGACCUGGGUGUCCACUUCGGCCUGCCCCUGCCCCACGGGACCGACUUCAUCUCCCUGGUGCUGGCCCUGCUGAUAGAGGGUCUGCUCUUCGCCAGUCACGUGCACGGCCGGCCAGAACUGGACGUCCAACUCCACAUGCUGCUGGUCUACGUCAUCUUCACCACAGCCGUCGUCAUCGCUUUGGAGAUCAAGUUCAGCAACUCCGCGCUACUGAGCAUGGCGAGGGCGUACCUUAUGAUGCUGCAGGGUAGCUGGUUCUGGGCGGUGGGCGUCAUCCUGUACGCCCAUGGGGAGCCCAACACUGCUUGGGCCCUGGACAACCCCGAGAGCAGCAUGCAAGCCGCCAUCUACUUCAGCUGGCACUGUGCUGGUCACGUGAUCGUCCUACUGGUCCUGACGGCCCUCAUGUCACUGUGCUACAGGAAACAAGGGGAGAGCACGCUACACAUGGAGCUCAACUCACUAGAGCCGGAAGUCAACAGCAGCAAGGAGGGUUAUGGGAUACUGGCGUGGACAGAUGCUGACGACGACAGUGAUGAAGUUCUCAGACAAGCCAUGAUGUAGAUU